CGUUCUUGACCUCAAGAAGUUUUAUUAGAAUUAGAUAGAUUUGUUCUUUAGAUCUCUCUUUCUAGAUAUCUAGACUAGAGUCUACAUUGCUGUAUCUAGAUCUAUAUUAUUUAUCGAAUGUUCAAGUUUGUAUACAGUGACAGUCUGAUUUAAGAUAUAGACUCUAGUACUAAGUCUAAGCUUCUUGAAAAGACUCAGAUCUACUGAUUUUGUAAAAAAAAAAUCAUAUCACAAUGCAAAGUAUUCGUUGUCACUCAUGGAAACAGAUUUUGAAUGUUUUGAUCACUACAAGAUCAUAUGCAUCUAAGUCAGGUUUAAAAGAAGUCGUUAUUGUCAGUGCAGUUCGUACGCCUAUUGGCUCAUUUUUAGGCUCUCUCUCAGCAGUUCCUGCUACAAAAUUGGGAUCAGUAGCUAUCAGUGCAGCAGUAAAGAAAGCAGGUAUUGCUCCUGAUGCUGUCAAUGAGGUAUAUAUGGGAAAUGUUCUUCAGGGCAGGCAAGGUCAGGCCCCAAGUCGCCAAGCCACACUUGGUGCAGGUCUUCCAAUCAGCACACCAACAACAACUAUCAACAAAGUUUGUGCUUCUGGUAUGAAAGCCAUCAUGCUAGCUUCUCAAAGUUUGAUGUGUGGGCAUCAGGAAGUCAUGGUUGCAGGAGGAAUGGAGAGUAUGUCCAAUGUACCUUUUUAUCUCAAGAGAGGCACAUUGCCUUAUGGAGGCAUUAAGCUAGAGGAUGGCAUUGUGUUUGAUGGUCUGACAGAUGCUUACAACCAAUUUCACAUGGGAAACUGUGCUGAAAAUACAGCCAAAAAAUUUAAUAUUAGCAGAGCAGCUCAAGAUGAAUUUGCUGUCAGAAGUUAUUCAUUAAGUCAGAAGUCAGCAGCUGAUGGAGUUUUCAAAUCAGAAAUAGUGGAAGUGGAGGUGCCACAAAAGAAAGGAAAUCCCAUUAAAGUUUUUGAUGAUGAAGAAUACAAAAAAACAGAUUUCAGCAAAUUUCAGACUUUAAAACCUGUUUUUCAGAAGGAAAAUGGUACUGUCACAGCUGCCAAUGCCAGUACACUAAACGAUGGAGCAGCUGCCUUAGUUCUCAUGACUUCAGAAGCUGCCAGUAAAUAUGGUGUGAAGCCUUUGGCAAAAAUAGUGUCUUUUGCUGAUGCUGCAAUAGACCCUAUUGAUUUCCCCACUGCGCCAGCCUUUGCAGUUCCUAAGGUACUUCAACAAGCAGGUCUUAAAGUAGAAGAUGUUGCACUGUGGGAAAUCAAUGAAGCUUUUAGUGUUGUAGUGCUGGCCAAUGUUGACAUUCUGAAACUAGAUAUUAAUAAAGUCAAUGUCCAUGGAGGAGCUGUCAGCAUUGGGCAUCCUAUUGGUAUGUCUGGUGCACGUAUCACUGGUCACUUAGUUCACACUUUAAAGCAAGGACAGUUUGGUUGUGCUAGUAUUUGCAAUGGUGGAGGAGGGGCAUCAGCCAUUUUGAUUCAAAAAUUGUAACAUCUGUUGUGCGAAACAAACAUUGAUUAAUUAAAAACAAACCAAAAAAUGAUAUGUUGCUAUGAAUCUAUGACAGUGUGAAAUUGAGAAUAGAUGAGUCUUAUAAGAAUAUCUGAAGUUUAAGAUAAUAAUUAAAAAGGAAAAACAAAUCUUUUUUGUCAUUUUGUGUACAUAGUCAAUUUUAUGAAAUGCUUGUAGCAAUUAUUCUUAUAUAUAAAUGUUUUUUAAAAUUUGGUUGAUUGUUAUUUUGCCAUACUGAGUGAUUACUAUAUAUCUAGGAGUAUUUUUGACCAUUUACUUUUUGAAUGACAUACUUUUUCAAUACUAUGAUGUUAUUGGAAUUAAAAUAUUUAUUUUUGUGAAUCA
Biomphalaria glabrata is the source of this 1850-nucleotide messenger RNA. RefSeq names its product acetyl-CoA acetyltransferase, mitochondrial-like. The transcript has 14 exons. Gene Ontology annotation, molecular function: acetyl-CoA C-acetyltransferase activity. The record is from RefSeq and is a predicted model, not a curated record. Gene Ontology annotation, biological process: fatty acid beta-oxidation. Lineage: Eukaryota; Metazoa; Mollusca; Gastropoda; Planorbidae. Bases 234 to 1484 code for a protein of 416 amino acids.